This is a messenger RNA of Exophiala xenobiotica, 1515 nucleotides long. RefSeq lists its product as hypothetical. Gene Ontology annotation, molecular function: magnesium ion transmembrane transporter activity. The transcript is spliced from 2 exons. NCBI's taxonomy places the organism in Eukaryota, Fungi, Ascomycota, Eurotiomycetes, Chaetothyriales, Herpotrichiellaceae. The record is from RefSeq and is a predicted model, not a curated record. Gene Ontology annotation, biological process: magnesium ion export from mitochondrion. The coding region runs from base 360 to 1367 and encodes 335 amino acids.
CACAAAUGUUGAAAGUGAACCACUCUCUCACGAGCAUUCAUCCUUUCGUUUGUCUAUCAUCUUCUCGUGUUUUUUUUGGUGUGGAGGGCAUGAAGCCCUAACAUGAGCAGGCUAGCCUCCCGUCUUUCCAAUCUCUUCUCUCAAGAUAGCUCGGCCGGAGAUACUGUUAAAAGUCAGCGCAAUGGCUAUGCGGAACCAGACUUUGACCUCGACGGCGCACGACAGAUUAAGCGUCCGAGAACGAUGGAGAAGUUGGCAGAGGAGGAGAUAGACCAUGAAUUGAAAAGACCGCCUUACCUUCAUGUACGGAAGUUGUUGUCCAGUCAGUCGUCUUCUGUUUUGCUCACAAUGCGCAGUCAAUGCUCGCUGGAGGCAUUGGUGGAACGAGCGGCGACAUUUUGAUGCACUCCUUAGACACAGUCAAGACCAGACAGCAAGGCGACCCUCAUUUUCCGCCGAAGUAUUCCAGCCUCUCCGAUUCCUACGUCAAGAUUUUCAGGCAGGAGGGUAUAAGAAGAGGUCUGUAUGGAGGUUUCACGGCGGCUAUGCUCGGUUCUUUUCCCGGCACAGUCACAUUCUUUGGAGCCUACGAAUAUUGCAAGAGACACAUGCUCGAUCGGGGCGUGAACCCGUCACUUGCAUACCUUGCGAGUGGUUUCAUUGCCGACUUCGCCGCUUCGAUUGUCUAUGUUCCCUCCGAAGUCCUCAAGACCAGACUGCAAUUGCAGGGCCGAUACAAUAAUCCUUUCUUCAAUUCCGGCUACAACUACAAGUCGACCUGGGAUGCUGCAAAGACGAUAGCACGAAUAGAAGGGUUUGGCGCACUUUAUUCUGGAUACAAGGCCACGAUCGUCAGAGACCUCCCGUUCUCAGCGUUGCAGUUUGCCUUUUACGAACAAGAGCGCAGGUUCGCACAGAGAUGGAGCGGAAAGGAUGAUAUCGGCCUUGGUCUCGAAGUCUUGACCGCAGUCUCUGCAGGCGGCCUGGCAGGUGUCAUGACGUGUCCGCUGGAUGUGGUCAAAACAAGAACGCAGACUCAGAUUUCACCAGAGAACCACACCCAACACAGCCAGGCUGCCCAUUUGGAAAAGGUUGCCAAACCCCCGCAGCGAUCGAAGACACAGACACGGAUGUUGCAUUCGGGACCACGAACUGUACCUGCCACGGCUCCUACGCUGGACACUUCGUCCGUCAUGGUUGGCCUCAAGCUCAUCUACAAAACCGAGGGGAUACCGGGCUUGUUUCGAGGAGUUGGCCCACGAUUUGUGUGGACAAGUGUUCAGAGCGGAACAAUGCUUGUCAUGUACCAAUAUUUGUUGAAGCAAAUGGAACGAUUUGACUCUGGGGAAGGAUCAGAAGUGAUAUAAAUUCUUUGUACAGUCUUUUUUGGUACGGGAUUGUGGCUACAGCCUGAUGAGCCGCUUUGAUGGGAUACCCUGGGCUAGACAUGCAGUGACAGUUUGUGUGACAGACGGGAAUGAAACUAGACUGUACUAUAAUGAACAAAGAUUCAAC